AUGGAUGUGGUCAACACCUCGAGAUCGCCCGGAAGGUCCUCAACGGUGUCUCAGAACUUCAAGAGCCCUCCACCUCCAUCUCCUGGUGUGGCACUCCUCAAGCAGGCUGAACCUCAUGCCUGCUCAGCCACCUUGAUGACCCCAGCUAUGCGAGGGAAUGUCAAGAGCACUGUCAUGGAGGUGGACGAGCGUGUCCACACCUUAACUGAGAGCUUUGAGCCCUUUGCGCCCGAAGCUCGCCCUGGUGAUUGGUUGCUGGACCGCUUUGCGGACCGUCUCCACUUUGACGAGCGCAAUCCUACCCAGGAUAGGCGUCCAUAUCUAGAUGAGCUCAUUGCUACUGUGAGGGCCAACCCUCGCACAGUACUGGCUGCAACUGAUGGCUCUGUCCCUCAAUCCAACCAGUAUCAGGCGGCUUUGGCUGCCAUCAUCUACAAGGGACAUCGCGAGCUCGAAAGGACUUGCUAUGUCUCUGGCAGGGUAACCGCCCUGGAUGCAGAACUCAAUGCCAUUGCAUGUGCAGUGCGCCUUGCUGUCAAGCAGGUGAACUGCCAACAUAUCAUGGUCUUUACUGACUCUAUGGGCUUGGCCCACAGAGCAGUGGACCCCUCCAUGCACUCUGGUCAGGCUUUUAGCUUGUCAGUCUGUCGCACUCUCCAGGAGUGGUUCGAAGUGGAUGAUCUCUGCCGCAUCACCUUCGUUUAUGUUCCGUCUGCAUUGCGGUGGGAUAUCCAUGGUGCGGCACACAAGUACAUCACCAAACUUAAAGUCAGGGUUGGACGUCGCAAGACAGACAAUUCUAUAGAUGCGCUUCACUCCCAAGCGGUGCACUCAGUCCUCGAUUCGUGGAGUUCCACUUUCCAGGAUCCAACCUACUGA
Cyclocybe aegerita is the source of this 879-nucleotide messenger RNA. The record is from the annotation of a GenBank genome assembly. NCBI's taxonomy places the organism in Eukaryota, Fungi, Basidiomycota, Agaricomycetes, Agaricales, Hemipholiotaceae.